Messenger RNA from Gamsiella multidivaricata, 2682 nucleotides. RefSeq names its product Mif2/CENP-C like-domain-containing protein. The transcript has 5 exons. The record is from RefSeq and is a predicted model, not a curated record. Gene Ontology annotation, cellular component: kinetochore. Bases 1 to 2682 code for a protein of 893 amino acids. Gene Ontology annotation, biological process: spindle attachment to meiosis I kinetochore; kinetochore assembly; attachment of mitotic spindle microtubules to kinetochore. Lineage: Eukaryota; Fungi; Mortierellomycota; Mortierellomycetes; Mortierellales; Mortierellaceae. Gene Ontology annotation, molecular function: centromeric DNA binding.
AUGAGCAGAGAUUACGCAGGAGGGCCCCGGGUGCGGGAGAACCUCUAUUUCGAUAUAGGCGUCGUUGGAAGGAAGACAGGAAUCGCCAUGAAACCCAAUAUUAAAAAGGACCCAAAUGGACUGGAUAACAUUGAUGACUUUUGGGACGACGGCAAUGACGACCCUGAACCUGCAGAAGAUGGAUACGAUGGCCAUCUUGAGGAAAACUACCUUGCUGACCCACAACAGAUAUCACCGCCACCCUCACGCUCGCAGCGGUACAUGGAGCAGGAGCUUCCUGCUGAACUGUUGUCAACGCCUACGUCUCGUCGAGCACGGAAUAUAUCCAUGUCAAAAGGGUCAGGGCCUUCCACCCACGCUCGAGGUCUUUCACUCCCAGGCACCGGCUUAAUCGACGACGAGGCAGAGGAAUACCAAUCACCAUCUUUUCAUGCGGUCAAGAAACGACUCAUCUUUACCAACGACGACGACUCUUCAGAUCAGGAACGUCAUCAGGAUGACGGUCGCAUUCGACGGUCACUCAGCUCAACCACUCAUCAGCGAACUCCACAGUCCUCGUUGUCAUCCCUCAAUAAGGGUACCACAAAAACACCAACGCUGGAUAAGCUUUUGACAGAGUCUCGGCAGAAGAAGGCGCAGCUGCAGGCGAAUACGGCUCGAGGACCACCUUUGGCGGUGGCACAACCACGACAGCAAGCUGCCUCUAGACCUGCUAAUCGACAGAAUUUACCAAAGGCGUUUGAUUUCGGAGUGGAUUUCGGAAGUGACGAUUACGAGGAUGGUAUAUACCAGGCGGGAGCCAAUGAUGGAAAUGAGAACAUCAAUGAGGAUGAUGAUGGUGAUGAUGGUCAUGAUGGUUAUGUAGCAACGACGCGGACGAAAUCGACGCCUGUGCGUUCAACGGCAACGAAACAGGGUCCAAAAGCUGUCAGGACGCCUGCAGAGUUCAAGCGGAAGACAAAGGCUGUGCCCGCGCCAAUGUCAUCAGUACCGUCGCCAAAGCGAGUCAGAUCCCAGCACCUCAUUCAAGGAGGGGAGGAUGAAGAUGGGGAGCUUGAUGAUAGGAUGUACCAUGAACGAGAGCAGAGGGAGGAAGAAGACUAUGGCCGGUUACAGUUCUCGGAUGAGGAGAUACCGGAGCACGACUAUGACCAGGAGCAGGAUGAUGAGGAUCAUUACCGGAGGGAGAUACAAAGGAAGAAACAACCGCAGCCACAACCAAACAAGAAGCAGCCCAUCAACACCAACACCGCUGCUGCCAAGAAAUUGCCAGCCAAGCCGCCUACCGCCACCUCUACCGGCAGCCGGAGUAUCAGCGAAAGGAUGGCGGGUGUCUCAUUGACGGAUACUACUACACCUAAGAAGACAACGAAAGCGUCGUCGGCCUCAUCGAGCAUCGUUUCUUCCCGGAAGAAAGCAUCACAGAAGGCACUGUCGUCAACAGCAAAGGGUAAGGGUCAUCGACCAAGCUCAACAGCAGGAGAUUCAGAGGAGGGAGAGGAAGAAGAGGCGAGCAGUAGGACAGUUCCAGGGUCAUCCCGAGGCAGGACAGGCAGGAGAGCAGUAAUAGGAGCACAAACAGAAUAUGGGUCUGGAACUGAUCGGGGCGGCAAGAAGGCGGUACAGCGGAAGCCUGGUCGUCCUACGAGCAGCAGUACUGGCGCCUAUACUGUCCGCGAGAAACCUGUUGAACUGGUCGAAGUGCCGAUCGUGCCGGACGUCAGUCAAGACGAUCAAGGAGUACGAAGGAGCCAUAGGACAAAGAUCGCACCGCUAGAGUUCUGGAAGAACGAGCGCGUUGUUCUCGGAAAGAGCGAUGGUCCAGCACCGAUGAUCAAAGCUGUUAUGCGUGCGGAGACGAAACCUACCCCAGGCCCUGCAAGGAAACGGAAGCGGGCCCCUACUGGAUCAACGGCGCAAAAGCCGCAACAGAGGAGAGGCGGAAAGCGCCAGGUCAAAGUCGAUAGCGAACUCGAAGCAGUUGAGACGGGAAGCUCGGAGGAGGAUUUGGAGAACGUGCGAUCGACACUGAGACGUCGAGGUAAGCAGGACACGGCGUCUCGGACGACGGCGGAGGUGUUUGAUUAUGUGAGCAACAGUAUACAAUCGAAGAAGAUUGCGGAACCGCAUGAUACGGUUCGGUUCCGGGAUGUAGAAGGAGGGGAGUAUCAGUACCAUCGCGGACUUGAGGAUCCGGGAGCAUUGGCGAGUGGGACGAUCAAGUUGCAUCCAUCGGGAAGCAAACCAAUGACGAACACGAGCGGCCACAGCAGCAGCAACAGCAGCACGAGUAACAGUGGAGAUGGGUUCUCGAUGGUAUUCUUUGUGGCGAAGGGGAUUGUGGAGGUCACAGUGAAUAAGACGUCGUUUGUGGUGUCAAAGGGAGGGACGUUCUUGGUGCCGAGGGGUAAUGCGUAUGGGGUAACGAAUAUGUCGAGGGAGAGGGAGGCGGUGCUGUUUUUCGUGCAGGCGAGUGCGGGCGCGGAUGCAGAGGGCACGGUUGUGUUGGGGGAGCAGGAGGUGGACGAACUGGAAGAGGAAGAUGGCGGCGAUGAAGAUGCACAGAGGAGACCGGCGGCGGCCGUGGCGGCGGCGAGGAGCGAUUCUGCAUCGACGGUGGAGUUGCAGUCGCCGGCGAGUCGGCGACGUGCGAAUGGAGGCAUGAUAUCGUCGUUCCUGUAG